This is a messenger RNA of Corylus avellana, 704 nucleotides long. Lineage: Eukaryota; Viridiplantae; Streptophyta; Magnoliopsida; Fagales; Betulaceae. The record is from RefSeq and is a predicted model, not a curated record.
AGUGACACGGCGCAGCCGCGCAGUACUAUUGGUCACCGGAUCGAACUGGACAAAGACCAUUCUACCCCGAAAUUAACCAAGCUCAUCAGUCAUCGCCCUUCCAUGGCACCGAAGCUAGACAAAAGCUCAAGAAAUUCUGAAUGAGACCCAAAGCUUCGCUUCGAACUCCGAUAUUUCACCGAUAUGGCUACACCGUUUUUAGCUGGGCUUGCAGUAGCUGCCGCUGCUCUUGCUAGUAGAUAUGGGAUCCAGGCUUGGCAAGCAUUCAAGGCACGUCCACCAAAGGCCAGAAUGCGCAAAUUUUAUGAGGGUGGUUUCCAGCCGUCGAUGACGAAAAGGGAAGCAGCUCUUAUUCUUGGUAUUAGGGAGAAUGCAGCGCCAGACAAGGUCAAAGAAGCACAUAGAAAAGUAAUGGUUGCAAACCAUCCUGAUGCAGGUGGUAGCCAUUACCUUGCUUCCAAAAUCAAUGAAGCUAAGGACGUGAUGCUUGGAAAGACAAAGGGCAGCGGAUCUGCGUUCUAAUAUUAUUCCAAGUUUCUUUGAUUUUGCAAUCCCACAAGUGAAAUUUGUCCUCUCAUUGUAAUCUUUAACCUAUAAAAGGUCAUGCUUGCCCUUAAAGUGUUUUUCCUGUUGUUCGGGAGUCGCAUUUUCAUAGCACUAUUUCUUAUUGCUAUCAUUUUCUUCUUGAAACUGUGUUAAUUCAA